AUGGCUGCUCUUCGAUCAGCGCCAUGGGCAACUCUACCUCGCAGCUUACGGUCAGGACUACGCCAACAACGAACCUCCCUUAAUCCCAUACAUAUCAGCUCCAGACAGCAGUCACGAUGCAUAGCGAGCUUCACAGACCCUCGCCAUGCCAAAGCAAUAUCAGUCCUGCCGACCUUGGUCGACAAGUCCAGCCAGGAAUACAAGGACAAUACAGCGAAUUUUGAGUCCAUCAUGCAGAAAUACGCAGAUCUACAUAGCAAGAUCGCGCAAGGAGGUUCUGAGAAAGCUCGACAGAAGCACACGGCACGAGGGAAGAUGCUGGCUCGCGAUCGAGUGACCGCUCUGAUCGAUCCGGGUGCGCCGUUCCUCGAGCUAUCGCCUUUAGCGGGACACGAGGUUUACGGAGAAGAUGUACCUGCGGCAGGUAUCAUAACUGGGAUUGGCACAGUCGAGGGCGUGACAUGCAUGAUCGUCGCCAACGAUGCGACUGUAAAAGGUGGAACAUAUUAUCCUCAUACAGUCAAGAAGCACCUCAGGGCUCAAGAGAUUGCACAGCAAAACAGGUUACCAUGUAUAUACAUGGUCGACUCUGGUGGUGCCAAUCUGCCCAACCAGGCCGACGUGUUUCCAGAUCGUGACCAUUUUGGGCGCAUUUUCUACAACCAGGCGCGUAUGAGCUCGCUGGGAAUACCGCAAAUCUCAGUUGUUAUGGGACCAUGUACAGCUGGUGGUGCAUAUGUGCCUGCAAUGAGCGAUGAGAGCAUAAUUGUUCAAAACCAGGGCACUAUCUUCUUGGCAGGACCACCUCUCGUCAAGGCUGCUACGGGAGAGGUGAUAUCUGCUGAAGAUCUGGGCGGUGGUCAGCUUCACAGCUCUGUCUCAGGUGUGACAGACUACCUUGCUGUCAAUGACGAGCAUGCCAUAGUGUUAGCAAGGAGGUCCAUAGCUAACCUGAACUUCCCAAAGGAGCAGCCAGCACCCAACGAGGUCGUAGAGCCACUACACGACUCCAACGAGCUGGCGGGCGUCGUCGGCACGAACCUCAAGAAACAGAUUCCAAUGCACGAAGUAAUUGCCAGAAUAGUCGAUGGAAGCGAAUUCUCCGAAUUCAAAAAAGACUACGGCACGACCCUGAUCACAGGGUUCGCUCGCAUCCAUGGUUACCCUGUUGGGAUCAUCGCAAACAACGGCAUCCUCUUCUCGGAGUCUUCACUCAAAGGCUCCCAUUUCAUCGAAUUGUGUUGCCAGCGCAACAUACCUCUAAUCUUCCUCCAAAACAUCACCGGAUUCAUGGUUGGCUCCGACGCUGAAAAGGGCGGAAUUGCCAAAAACGGUGCGAAACUGGUCACAGCAGUCGCAUGUGCAGACGUACCCAAGUUCACCGUCGUAGUUGGCUCGAGUGCAGGUGCAGGCAACUACGGUAUGUGCGGUCGGGCAUACUCGCCUCGAUUCCUGUGGAUGUGGCCCAACGCCAAGAUCGGCGUCAUGGGUCCUGACCAGCUCACGGCCGUGAUGGAAACGGUUGGCAAAUCUGUUGAUCCUGAGCUCAGAAACCGUAUAGAGCGUGAAAGUGACGCUGCGUUUUCAUCAGCGAGACUGUGGGAUGAUGGGGUCAUUCCUCCUGCACAGACACGACAUAUGUUGGGCAUGGGGUUGAAGGCUGCGCUGGGUGGUAGUACAGAGAGGCAAGCAACCAAGUUCGGCGUUUUUAGAAUGUGA
This is a messenger RNA of Lithohypha guttulata, 1719 nucleotides long. It is a transcript of the gene MCCC2, whose product is annotated as Methylcrotonoyl-CoA carboxylase beta chain, mitochondrial. The record is from RefSeq and is a predicted model, not a curated record. Bases 1 to 1719 code for a protein of 572 amino acids. Gene Ontology annotation, biological process: L-leucine catabolic process. The transcript has a single exon. Gene Ontology annotation, molecular function: methylcrotonoyl-CoA carboxylase activity. Lineage: Eukaryota; Fungi; Ascomycota; Eurotiomycetes; Chaetothyriales; Trichomeriaceae. Gene Ontology annotation, cellular component: methylcrotonoyl-CoA carboxylase complex; mitochondrion.